This is a messenger RNA of Cydia strobilella, 1427 nucleotides long. Its product is annotated as monocarboxylate transporter 6-like. NCBI's taxonomy places the organism in Eukaryota, Metazoa, Arthropoda, Insecta, Lepidoptera, Tortricidae. Gene Ontology annotation, biological process: transmembrane transport. The transcript has 10 exons. Gene Ontology annotation, molecular function: monocarboxylic acid transmembrane transporter activity. Gene Ontology annotation, cellular component: membrane. The record is from RefSeq and is a predicted model, not a curated record. Bases 30 to 1373 code for a protein of 447 amino acids.
AUUUGAAGAACCUGUAAAGAAAUUGUGUCAUGGCGGUCCACGAAGCAAGAAGGAAAAGAUAUAAAAAAGUGCCUCCGGAUGGUGGAUACGGUUAUUGGAUUUUGGUGGCGGCUUCUGUGAGCUUGGUUUCAUCGACAAUGUUUUACGUAUGUUUCGGAAUGAUUUACAAUGACCUCUUCAUCAAACUGGGCAUGGGCACCACCGGCAUCAGCGUGCUGACGGGCAUCAGAGCGGUGGGCAUUGCACUCUCCGGUUUCCUGACAGGGCCGCUACUGAAAAUUAUGAGUAGACGUAAGCUGGCUCUCAUAGGUGCUACGUUCUACAACUCGGGAAUGUUGGGAACAGUGUUCGUCAACACGCAGGCGCUGUUUAUUUUCUGUCAAGGACUCUUACAGGUUAUUGGUAUAGGAUUACUUUAUACUGUGUCAUGUACAUGUAUAAACGACUAUUUUGUCGACAAGCGGUUGCUAUCCACCGGCAUCGUGCAAAGUGUGGCAGCCGCCGCAGGAAUGGUGGCGCCGAUGAUUGUGUCAUGGACCAUGGCCGAGUACGGGUACCAGUGCACGCUCCUCGUCAUAUCGGCCGUCGGCAUGCAGAGCUACAUCGCCGCCACGCUGCUGCAGCCCGUGGCCUGGCACAUGAAGAGGGUCCAAAUCACGGAUUCAGAGUACAAGACAUUGUUGGAGAAGGAUGAAGACACACCAUCGCAGUCAGGUGAUAACGUCGACAAUGCACGCAGUAGCACGUUUGCACGUAUUUUUGACUGGGAGUUGAUAAAGAAGUACGGACCGACGAGCUGCUGCCUCGGAGCACCGGCCGCCAUGUUCGCUGACAUCAUGUUCAUGUUCAAUCUGGCACAAUCUCUAUAUACUUUAGAUUGGAACGACGAUCAAGUGAAAUGGUGUUUUGCUCUAAUCGCCUUCGGGGACCUGGCGACCAGAGUAUUUCUCAUGAUCUUUAGUAAAUGGCUCAAGCUGCUAAGCAACCGCUUAAUAUAUUUAGUUGGAUUGAUAAUUGCCACGGCAACAAGAAUUGCCAUGCUAUGGAUUUCUGAUUACACCGGUGUCCUCGUAAUCCUCGCCGUGAUGGGCAUCUCUCGUUGCAUCAUCAUAGUAGUGUUUGCAUUGGUGGUGUCAGACUGUGUCAGACCAGAACAGUUUCCUUCGGCCUUCGGCCUGAGUAUGGCCAUUUAUGGAGCUGUCAGUAUCACCUGUGGGCCCAUUAUAGGCACCAUUCGCGACGCAACAAACAAUUACACAAUCAUGUUCUCGAUCCUGAUCGCGAUCUUCAUUGUAUCCACUACGGCCUGGGCAAUUGAGAUGUUUCGAGACUGGAGACGGCAGAAGCAAGAGAAACAACGAAAUAAUGAAUAGAUAUUUAUUAAAAAAAUAUAGGAAAUUCUUACACAAAUUGUCUAAAAUUCAGAG